UUAAUUAGACGACAUCUAUCAGAAUUUGAUUGAACUAAAUGAAUCCCAUUUGUUAUUAUCAUAGUUGAUUUGAAGUUGAUUUCAGUCACUAUUCAUGAUCUGCAAAUCAUUUUGGAAUUCUCUGAAUAAAUUUUAGAUAUAUCUCGUAUAAAUUUUGUUGGAAAAUAUGGAACAGGAUAGUGAAAACCCAGAUAAUCAAGAGGAGUAUACUUCCCAUUUCAAACCAUCUUAUGUUAUAGUUGCCAUUGAUACCCAUUGUUCAAUGUUUAAAUCUGAUGGUCAGCCAACACCAUUUAAAAAUUGCAUAAAUGCAUUGUACAGGUUAUCAGACUUUUUGCUUCUCAAAUCUGAUAAAAGGGGUUGGAGUCCUUUUUCUGUUUGCUUAUACGAUAAAGAUGAAAAAGCUUCAUUGGUUAACUUCAAGGAUAAUAUGAUCAAAACUACAAAAUUAUUGAAACUAAAAUCUAAUCUUAGUGAAGAAGAGUUGAAGAAUGAAUAUAUGAGAGAUUCUGAUUUGGAUCUGGCAUAUUUUUUCCAGUUUUGCAAAAAGAAAUUCAAGGAUAUUAGUACCAAAUUCUAUAGGAGAAUAUUGAUUUUCAUUACAAACGAUCCCGACCCGGUUGUUGGAGAUGCAUCUAAAAGGUUUACAGCUCUUCAAGAAGCUAAAAAUUUUGAAGAAAAUGACAUCAAUUUUCAACUUAUCGUUACCAAUGAAGAAUUUGAAUAUGACAAAUUUUAUACCGAACUAUUUUCCUUGGUGGACAAACCACAAGAAAUAAUAUGUGAAGAUGAGGAAGGUUUAUUCGAGAAGAUAAUAUCCACAAUAUGCUUUAGACAUUCUCAACGAAAACUCCGGUUUUAUCCUUUUGCUGACGAUUUCACAAAAUCCAUGACAGUGAUCAAAAAAGGUUAUAUCAAAAAGGCAAGAAUUUUAAAUAACAAUUUUGUAGCAAAGGAUGGCACUUUGGUGAAACGAACAAAAAAACCUUCAAGUGAACAAAUGCCCUCACAUGUCAGUUACAUCCUUCGUAAUAGGAAAAAAAAGAAGAAAUUCACUGAACAAAAAUUUAGUGAAGAUGAGAAAAAAGGAGCCAAUCCUAAGCGUUUCCCAGUUGGAUAUACAUUAUUAUAUGUAUGUUAUCGUUUGAGACAAAAAGGUGAAGUUAUAAAAAAACCCGAAAUUGUGGAAGCUGAUGCCAGGGAAGAGUUGCCAUAUUUUAACCAAUUUUGGCAAUAUUGUAUAAAUAAUGACAAAGUUUUAAUAUGCGCUAAGGUAAUGAAGAAAGGCGCUUCUCCAAAACCAAUUGAACUCAUUCCUAAACUGGUACAUAACACAAAGGUAUUCCUUGAUAAAGUUAUUGCAUAUGCUAAUGAAUAUUUCGAACCUGAAAUUAAGGAAGGAAGAAAUGAAGAAAAGGUAGUACUCACAGAAGAACAAAUUAAUGUAACAGAUGCUUUGAUAAAACAAUUAACAUUUGAAUUUCAAAGCAGUUUGCUAAUUAAUAAACCUUAUUUAAACAAAGUCAACUAUCUGAAAUCUAAACUACUCGAAGAAGAUAGAAAUGAAGUCCGAGUAAGAGAUUUACUAUCUCGAGAAGAGAUUGAUGAUAAAAUUGCAGAUAUCGCAGAUGAUUUCCUCAAAUGCUUUCCUCCCGAAAAAGGUGUCAAAAGAAAAAGGACUAAAAAAUAAUAGAGUUAAUCCCUUCAGUCUAAAAAAGCUAGAUUGUUGAAAAUAUUUCUUUAUUUUUUUUAAUUUAUUUUGUUUCUUCUUAACUUGUUUGUUAUCAAUUUUAAUGAAAUAAAAAUUGUUUUUUGAAACAAUAUCAAACUUGUUAUUUUUUUUAUUAAAUUUUGAUUUGUGGAAAAACUGAAACCUGAAAAUAUAUUUUUAAAUAUGAAUAGUAAAAACUUUCUUUAAUGAGACUUUUGGUAGAAAAAAAAAUUCUCUGCAAUCUACAAAAUCUAGUUUUCAGGUUUAUCUAGUUUGGACAAAUUCUCUAACCUUUUAAUGGACUAGGAAAAUCCUGAUAGAAAAAAAGGCCUACAUUUGAGGGAUAUGAUAGGAAGGAUCAGAUGGAAAAUUAGGAUGAUACUAGGCAGAUCAGACUGGAUAAAUCAAAGGCCUAUGAUUAGAAGCGAGUGGAGCAACAAUGGUUCAGGUAAAAAGUAGGAGAAUAGGAAAACUAUCUGGAAUACUGGACAGCCAUAAGAAAUACAAAAAAAAUUAUUCACAAUAUUUAAUGAUAUAAAUCGAAUUGUAACAUUUUAGCCAAAUAUUUAGUUAAAAUUUUUUAAUAAUGAUUUUUUGCAGUUGCACAAACAGACAUUUGUCAUUUAGGGUUUAAGAAUGACUUUUCAUUACAGGAUAUAUAUGUAUAUAUACAAAAUAUCGAACCAAGUGAAAGGAUUUCUAUUAUAAUAAAUAAUGUAUAUUUUAUCCAUAGUGGGGAUGGCCCUCUUGGAAAGCUGGCGCUACCUACAGUUGACUGCAACAACUUUCCCAAAUUUGAAGAUUUAAAUAUGAAUGCAGAUGUUAAUUUACCAUCCACAGCAGCUCCAAAAUCAUUUGUUGAUAGUGCAGCUCAAAUUCCAAAAAAUUACUGGGGAUUCAAUUGUUCGAAAAAAAAAUUGAAUACAUUGCAAGAAAAAAUUUGGGGUAGAGAUUUCAAAUAUGGAAGAAGUAAUAAAUGAAAUUCAAAAAGUGGAUAUUGGAUGAAGUUUUGAAGAACUAUUUUGAAGCAAAUUUGAAAGCUCAUAUUUGAAAGUCACCUGAAAGUUUAAACUGAAAGAUGUAUAAUCUCUGAUGGUGAAUUGAAACAUACAGGAAAAAGGAGAUAUUAUUUAGUGAUGAAGGCAUUUGCACUAUAUUUGGUUUCUUAUUCUUUGUAUUCUAGGUAUGGAAGUGGAUACCAAACAUGAGAAGACAAAGGGGGAGACCAAGAAAGAACUGGAUGAAGGGAAUACCAAAAGCAAUGAGCGAUCAAAACUUACAAACAGGGCAAUGGGAAGAUCGCAAGCAAUGGAAUCUAGGCAUCGGGCAACGUCGUCCCACGUUUCAAACCGAUAUACAUAUAUGUAUAUGAAUUGAAUAAAAUUUACAUACUUUUUUCAUAU
Molecule: messenger RNA, 3114 nt
Organism: Harmonia axyridis
Lineage: Eukaryota; Metazoa; Arthropoda; Insecta; Coleoptera; Coccinellidae
Exons: 6
Coding region: 167-1690 (507 amino acids)
Biological process (GO): telomere maintenance; cellular response to X-ray; cellular response to gamma radiation
Cellular component (GO): Ku70:Ku80 complex
Molecular function (GO): double-stranded DNA binding; telomeric repeat DNA binding
Source: RefSeq, a predicted model, not a curated record